Molecule: messenger RNA, 1211 nt
Organism: Dendroctonus ponderosae (mountain pine beetle)
Lineage: Eukaryota; Metazoa; Arthropoda; Insecta; Coleoptera; Curculionidae
Gene: SPARC
Product: SPARC
Biological process (GO): anatomical structure development
Molecular function (GO): calcium ion binding; extracellular matrix binding; collagen binding
Source: RefSeq, a predicted model, not a curated record
UACCGCUUGGCUUGACCGGGCAAAAUGAAGGUCUUGAAAUUUGCUGCUUUUGCACUACUAUUUGUGCUGAUAAGCGAUGUAUCGGCAGACGGCAAAACUAGAAAACAUAAGAAAUAUAGAAGACCACGUCCGCAACCAACCGAAAGUUCAGCAGAAGUAGCUCAAAAUGAACCGAAGCUAUCCGAAUCUCUGCCUCCUAUGGCUGCAGGACUUGAUAUGAUAGAUAAUCGGGUACCGGUUACCGACCCCUGCCUGGAUGUGCAAUGCGGUGCUGGUAUGGUUUGCGAGCUAGACAAAGAAGGCGAAGCACAAUGCGUUUGCAUCGCGUCUUGCCCUGAAGAAACCGAAUCCAGACGCAAAGUUUGUUCCAACUUGAAUGAAACUUGGCCAUCGGAUUGUGCUGUUUACCAACAAAGAUGUUUGUGUCGUAACAAUGAUCCUAAAUGCAAGGGAGACAAAUACAAGCACAUUCAUAUCGAGUACUACGGUACAUGUAGAGAAAUGCCAGAAUGUAAAACCAGUGAAAUGGCUGAUUUUCCAAGACGUAUGCGCGAUUGGCUCUUCAACGUGAUGCGUGAUUUGGCUGAUAGACGCGAGCUCUCUCCCCACUACUUGGAAAUGGAAAAAGAUGCCGAAUCCAACAUGACCAGAAGAUGGACCAACGCUGCUAUUUGGAAGUUCUGUGACUUAGAUGGACAUCCACCCGACAGAUUUGUGUCUCGUCAUGAACUUUUCCCAAUUCGUGCCCCCUUAAUGGCUUUGGAACACUGUAUUUCUCCAUUCCUUAACUCCUGCGAUACUGAUGAUGACCACAAGAUUACCAUCAAAGAAUGGGCCAAGUGUUUGGAACUGGACGAGGAUGACAUUGAGGAUAAAUGUGACGACUUGGCUAGUGCUGAAGCUGAAUAGAUUUGCAAUGAAGAUGGAAAGCGAAUCAAAGUUUUAAUUUUAGGAACUACUGCUAAUGCUACGACGGCUUUUUAAAGCUGAAUGCAGAAUAACAUGGUGCUAAUCCUAUUUAGAUUGUAACUGCUGCUUUAGGGACAUUUAAUAUCUAUUAAAUGUAGUGGUUAGAUUGUAAUUAAUUUUUUGAUAUCAACUAAGUUUACCUACUUAAUGUUGCAUUCUUGUUACUUUACAUACUUACAUACACACUGCCCUAUUAUAUUACUGUAUAUUAUGUAUUUAAGAAUAAAGCUCUCUAUAUUCUA